CGUCCAUUACAGCUCACCUUCGCAAUUCCUUGUGAGUUCGGACGAUUCAUUUCACGCAUUGACGGCAACCAGGGAGAAGGGAGGUUCUUUUGCUCUCUCUCUCUCUCUCUCUCUCUCUCUUUCUCUCUCUCUCUCAUAUACUCUUGUGCCCGAGAUCCAGCUUUCCCAUCUUCCCUCCCCUCUUCCUUUCGGAAGAUCCGAAAGGCUUAAUCCACUCCAGAUCCUCAAGCUUAGCCGCCUGCCGAUCCCAUCGCCAUGGCUGCGGCCAACGCCCCGAUCUCCAUGCGGGAGGUCCUAACGCUUCCCAGCGCUGGCAUCAAUCCUCAAUUCAUUACGUUUACACAUGUGACGAUGGAAUCGGAUAAGUAUAUAUGCGUGCGGGAGACCUCUCCGCAGAAUAGCGUGGUGAUUAUUGAUAUGAGCAUGCCUAUGCAGCCUUUGAGGAGGCCGAUUACUGCAGACUCGGCUCUAAUGAAUCCUAAUAGCAGGAUUCUCGCCCUUAAAGCUCAAUUACCUGGAACUACUCAAGACCACCUGCAAAUAUUUAAUAUUGAGAUGAAGGCCAAGAUAAAAUCACAUCAAAUGCCCGAGCAGGUUGUCUUUUGGAAGUGGAUAACUCCUAAAAUGUUGGGUUUGGUUACACAAACAUCUGUAUAUCAUUGGUCAAUAGAAGGAGAAUCCGAGCCAGUAAAAAUGUUUGACCGGACAGCUAAUUUGACUAACAAUCAAAUCAUAAACUACAGAUGUGACCCAUCAGAAAAGUGGCUUGUUCUUAUUGGCAUUGCUCCUGGUUCUCCAGAGAGGCCACAACUAGUGAAAGGAAAUAUGCAGCUGUUUUCUGUUGAUCAACAACGAAGUCAAGCGCUCGAAGCACAUGCUGCAUCUUUUGCUUCAUUCAAAGUUGUUGGAAAUGAGAAUUCAUCAAUCCUUAUAUGUUUUGCCUCAAAGACCCACAAUGCCGGUCAAAUAACUUCGAAAUUGCAUGUGAUUGAGCUUGGGGCCCAGCCAGGCAAGCCAGGCUUUUCCAAGAAACAAGCUGAUCUAUUCUUUCCGCCAGAUUUUGGUGAUGACUUUCCUGUGGCCAUGCAGGUUUCAUCGAAGUAUAGUUUGAUAUAUGUGAUCACAAAGCUUGGCCUUCUCUUUGUAUAUGACUUGGAGACAGCUGCAGCAGUUUAUCGAAACCGAAUAAGCCCCGACCCUAUAUUUCUGACUUCAGAAGCUUCAUCUAUUGGUGGAUUUUAUGCCAUUAAUAGAAGAGGUCAGGUUCUGCUUGCAACUGUGAACGAGGCAACCAUAGUGCCUUUUGUCAGUGGUCAGUUAAACAAUCUUGAACUUGCUGUAAAUCUUGCGAAACGAGGAAAUCUUCCUGGUGCAGAAAACUUGGUUGUGCAAAGGUUUCAGGAAUUGUUCUCUCAGACGAAGUAUAAGGAAGCUGCUGAACUUGCUGCUGAAUCUCCCCAAGGACUCCUUAGAACUCCAGAGACUGUAGCAAAGUUUCAGAGUGUGCCUGUUCAAGCUGGGCAAACACCGCCAUUGUUGCAGUAUUUUGGGACAUUGUUAACAAGGGGGAAACUCAACGCUUUUGAGUCUUUGGAGUUGUCCAGGCUUGUUGUGAACCAGAAUAAAAAGAAUCUCUUAGAGAAUUGGUUGGCUGAGGAUAAACUGGAGUGCAGUGAAGAACUUGGGGAUCUUGUGAAGACGGUAGACAAUGAUCUGGCACUCAAAAUUUACAUAAAAGCAAGGGCUACUCCAAAGGUUGUUGCUGCUUUCGCUGAAAGACGGGAAUUUGAUAAAAUUCUUAUUUAUUCUAAGCAGGUUGGCUACACACCAGACUACCUUUUCCUUUUGCAAACAAUUUUACGGUCAGAUCCACAGGGAGCAGUAAAUUUUGCUCUGAUGAUGUCUCAAAUGGAGGGUGGCAGUCCAGUUGAUUAUAAUACGAUUACAGAUCUAUUCCUUCAGAGAAACCUGAUCAGGGAGGCAACAGCAUUUUUGUUGGAUGUAUUAAAGCCAAAUCUACCUGAACAUGCUUUUCUUCAAACUAAGGUCUUGGAGAUUAAUUUGGUAACAUACCCAAAUGUUGCAGAUGCCAUAUUAGCUAAUGGCAUGUUUAGUCACUAUGAUCGCCCCCGCAUCGCUCAGUUAUGUGAAAAGGCUGGUUUAUAUGUGCGAGCUCUCCAGCACUAUUCUGAGUUGCCAGAUAUCAAGCGUGUAAUUGUGAAUACACAUGCAAUUGAGCCACAGGCCCUCGUGGAGUUUUUUGGAACACUCUCUAAAGAGUGGGCAUUGGAAUGCAUGAAGGACCUUUUAUUAGUUAAUUUAAGAGGCAACCUUCAGAUAAUAGUACAGGUGGCAAAAGAAUACUGUGAACAAUUAGGUUUUGAUGCGUGUAUAAAGCUUUUUGAGCAGUUUAGGUCCUACGAAGGCCUUUACUUCUUCUUGGGGUCUUAUUUGAGUUCUAGUGAGGAUCCGGAGAUACACUUCAAGUAUAUUGAAGCAGCAGCAAAAACUGGACAGAUAAAAGAAGUGGAGCGUGUUACAAGAGAAUCUAACUUCUAUGACCCCGAAAAAACAAAGAACUUUCUUAUGGAGGCCAAGCUACCAGAUGCAAGGCCCUUGAUAAAUGUAUGUGAUCGUCAUGGAUUUGUUCCAGAUUUGACUCACUACCUCUACACUAACAAUAUGCUGCGGUACAUUGAAGGAUACGUUCAGAAGGUGAACCCAGGAAAUGCCCCAAUGGUUGUUGGGCAACUUCUUGAUGAUGAAUGUCCGGAAGAUUUUAUCAAAGGCCUUAUUCUUUCAGUUCGGUCCCUCCUUCCAGUUGAGCCUCUUGUGGAGCAAUGCGAGAAAAGAAAUCGUCUUCGGUUACUUACACAGUUCCUAGAGCAUCUUGUGAGCGAGGGAAGUCAAGAUGUGCACGUUCACAACGCUCUAGGAAAAAUUAUCAUCGACAGCAAUAAUAAUCCAGAGCAUUUCUUGACUACCAAUCCAUUUUAUGAUUCCCGUGUUGUUGGUAAAUAUUGUGAGAAGCGGGAUCCUACUUUAGCAGUUGUUGCAUACAGGCGAGGGCAAUGUGAUGAUGAACUUAUUAAUGUUACAAACAAGAAUUCCCUGUUCAAAUUACAAGCUAGGUAUGUUGUAGAAAGAAUGGAUGCUGAUCUCUGGGCCAAGGUUCUUGAACCUGAGAAUGAAUAUAGAAGGCAGCUUAUCGAUCAGGUUGUUUCUACAGCACUGCCUGAAAGCAAAAGUCCGGAGCAAGUAUCUGCUGCUGUUAAAGCAUUUAUGACUGCUGAUCUUCCACAUGAACUUAUUGAACUCCUUGAAAAGAUUGUACUCCAGAAUUCUGCCUUUAGUGGAAACUUCAAUUUGCAGAAUCUGCUGAUUUUGACAGCAAUUAAAGCUGAUCCGUCAAGGGUCAUGGAUUACGUUAAUCGGUUGGACAACUUUGAUGGGCCUGCAGUUGGGGAGGUUGCUGUUGAAGGGCAAUUAUAUGAGGAAGCCUUUGCUAUCUUUAAGAAGUUCAACUUGAAUGUGCAAGCUGUGAAUGUCUUGUUGGACAAUAUCCGAAGCAUAGAGAGAGCUGUCGAGUUUGCUUUCCGGGUAGAAGAAGAUUCUGUUUGGAGUCAGGUUGCUAAGGCUCAGUUAAGGGAAGGACUAGUGAGUGAUGCAAUCGAAUCAUUUAUUCGUGCGGAUGAUGCAACACAAUUUUUGGAUGUUAUUCGUGCUGCGGAAGAUGCCAAUGUGUAUCAUGACUUGGUGAGGUACCUAUUGAUGGUGAGGCAAAAGGUGAAGGAGCCUAAGGUGGACAGUGAAUUAAUAUAUGCAUAUGCUAAAAUUGAUCGUCUUGGUGAUAUUGAAGAAUUCAUUCUUAUGCCAAAUGUUGCAAAUCUUCAAAAUGUUGGCGACCGAUUAUACGAUGCAGAAUUAUAUGAAGCUGCUAAAAUUAUAUUUGCCUUCAUUUCAAACUGGGCCAAACUGGCUAGUACACUUGUUAAGCUGAAACAAUUCCAAGGUGCAGUUGAUGCUGCUCGUAAAGCGAACAGCUCGAAGACAUGGAAGGAGGUUUGCUUUGCUUGCGUUGAUGCCGAGGAGUUUCGAUUGGCACAAAUAUGUGGGCUUAACAUCAUUGUCCAGGUUGAUGAUUUGGAAGAAGUCAGUGAUUAUUACCAGAACAGGGGAUGCUUCAAUGAACUUAUCUCUCUUAUGGAGAGUGGACUUGGUUUAGAACGUGCUCACAUGGGCAUUUUUACGGAGUUGGGAGUGCUAUAUGCUAGGUAUCGAGAGGAGAAACUUAUGGAGCACAUUAAACUUUUCUCUACACGUCUCAACAUUCCAAAACUUAUUCGUGUCUGUGAUGAGCAACAACACUGGAAGGAGCUUACUUAUCUGUACAUUCAGUAUGAUGAAUUUGACAAUGCUGCCACCACAAUUAUGAACCAUUCGCCAGAUGCAUGGGAUCACAUGCAGUUCAAAGAUGUUUCAGUUAAAGUUGCUAAUGUUGAGCUUUAUUACAAGGCCGUGCAUUUCUACUUGGAAGAACAUCCAGACCUCAUCAAUGAUCUUCUUAACGUGCUAGCCCUACGUGUUGAUCACACACGUGUGGUUGAUAUUUUGCGAAAGGCUGGCCAUUUGCAUCUUAUUAAGCCAUAUAUGGUUGCGGUGCAAAGUAAUAAUGUAGCUGCAGUGAAUGAAGCAUUAAAUGAGAUAUAUGUAGAGGAAGAGGACUAUGAACGACUUCGGGAAUCAGUCGAUAUGCAUGAUAACUUUGAUCAAAUUGGACUUGCACAAAAGCUUGAGAAGCAUGAGCUUCUUGAAAUGAGGCGGAUUGCUGCUUACAUUUACAAGAAAGCUGGAAGAUGGAAGCAAUCCAUUGCACUGUCUAAGAAGGACAAACUUUACAAGGAUGCCAUGGAAACUGCCUCUCAGUCUGGGGACCGUGAGCUUGCUGAGGAGCUGCUUGUUUACUUUAUUGAGCAGGGUAAGAAGGAAUGUUUUGCUUCAUGCCUCUUUGUCUGUUAUGAGCUAAUCAGGCUGGAUGUCGUCCUUGAGCUUGCCUGGAUGAAUAACAUGAUCGAUUUUGCCUUCCCAUAUCUCCUUCAAGUUAUCCGCGAGUACUCGGGCAAGGUGGAUGAACUGAUAAAGGAUAAAAUCGAAACACAAAACGAAGUGAAAGCCAAAGAGAAGGAAGAAAAAGAUAUGGUAGCUCAACAGAAUAUGUACGCCCAGCUUCUUCCCCUUGCCUUGCCUGCUCCCCCGAUUCCUGGCAUGGGGGGAGUUGGCGGAGGCUUCGUACCCCCGCCACCGCCCGUCGCAAUGGGUGGGAUGGGCAUGCCCCCGAUGCCACCAUUCGGCAUGCCUCCAAUGGGAAGCUACUGAUAAAUUUUUUGUUUUAAACAUUUUGUACUUCUCAUGUUUCAUCAACAAUGCGGAAAAUUUUCAAAGUUGUGAUAGCCAUUGCUUAUUAUUCACAUUUAGGUAAUGCUUAAUUUUCUAUUAAUGCUCUUAUUGGAUGUCAGGUGCAGUUUUGCCGUUUAUUGGGGGCUUGUUUGUAUUUUCCGUGUUAUCUUUUGGUGAGGGUUAUUCUGCUGUAGUGUGAUUUGUAUAGGAUACAUUUUCUCUGUUUUAAUAGACAAAGUUUUGUUCAUCC
Molecule: messenger RNA, 5647 nt
Organism: Phalaenopsis equestris
Lineage: Eukaryota; Viridiplantae; Streptophyta; Magnoliopsida; Asparagales; Orchidaceae
Product: clathrin heavy chain 1
Exons: 30
Coding region: 256-5376 (1706 amino acids)
Biological process (GO): intracellular protein transport; receptor-mediated endocytosis
Cellular component (GO): clathrin complex; plasmodesma; clathrin coat of coated pit
Molecular function (GO): clathrin light chain binding; structural molecule activity
Source: RefSeq, a predicted model, not a curated record